AUGGAGAGACUAGAAGCAAACGACGAUAUAAUGGGUGGACAGGUGAAUGACAAACGAUCGAGGACGAAUGGUAAACGGUACGAGGACCGACGAACCAGCUACAAACAUCUCAAAAAAACAAACAUGCGAGCUUCGUAUUCGCCUAACACUCCACGCCCUGUCGCCUGGCUGGCCUUUGUAGAGGUCCUGGUACGCAAUUUCGGCGUCCUUCACCCUAUGGACAAUGUUGUCAUUGUUGACGCUUCCGUGACGCCUGCAGGCGCAUUAUCGUCAUCUAUCCACGUUUUUCGCGGCCAAAACGGCGGCGAUUGGAUUCUAACCAUCACAAUCGACGAUGACAACAACAAUCUGGUAUCCCGACGCGGGUUUGGGCACCAGGUAGUUCCGUUCAACCCGCAGGAUUACAUGGAAAUUGAUCCUUUCCAUGUAUUGAUCGCGUACACCAUUUGUCUUUUUUUCUUGUAG
Pleurotus ostreatus (oyster mushroom) is the source of this 465-nucleotide messenger RNA. RefSeq lists its product as uncharacterized. NCBI's taxonomy places the organism in Eukaryota, Fungi, Basidiomycota, Agaricomycetes, Agaricales, Pleurotaceae. The record is from RefSeq and is a predicted model, not a curated record. The transcript has 4 exons. The coding region runs from base 1 to 465 and encodes 154 amino acids.